UUGAUCAAGCGUGACUUGGCKURGGGUGUGAGCUUUGAUUGAAUCUUUCAAUAUAUUUCCCUGCAAUUAUGGACCUGAAGCAGGCUGUUUGCCUGCUAGGUAUUCACGUAGCUUUCUUGGCWCUUUGUGCGAGCUCAGAAGAGUCAACUUUGGGSAARUUUAUUCAACAUUUUGAACCCCUAAAUUACGAUACGAAAGAASUCCAUGCAAGUCACAAAAAGGCCGUUUCUCGAGGCUCGCACUAUGAUAUGCAAUUUGAUGCAUUUGGGCAGAARCACAAGCUUCGUAUAAAGCAAGACAACGAGCUUUUUACUGGAGAUGCUGUCAUACAAGAUGGGGAUGGUAAGCCAAUUAGCCUUGACCACAGCUCUUUCAUUACAGGGGAAAUUGUUGGAGAACCAGGCUCAAAAGUGCAUGGGGUUGUUSAAGAUGGUGCUUUCCGAGGAAAAAUCAUUGGACGCAAGGGAAACUUUUAUGUUGAACCAGCUAAAAACUACUUUGAAGACCCAUCAUUUCACUCAGUUAUCUACAGACAAGACGAUGUUCAGUACGAUGCCAAGUAUGCUGACAUUUCAAAACGUAUMCCAAAACAUUCAGAUAGAGAAAAGAGAGAGGUCGGUAACGAAAGACCUCGAAGGGCAACCUUGGAAGAGAUGAGAAAGAACGUUUGUAAGCUCAAGCUGUACGGAGAUGACCGGUUUACGAAGCGUUUUGGUGGCAAAGCUGAAGCUGCGGCCAAAAUCGUCGAGCAUGUGGCCGCAGUUAAGGCAAUAUACACUGAAGAUUUCAACACAACAAAAGAUGGGUUGUACGCGCCCUAUGGUAUCACGUUCAGAGUGAAACAAAUUACGGUUUAUGACGAGAGUAACGUCCCUGCUAAGUACAAUAAGGAUAAUCUUGGAAUCGAUCCAAUGUUGGACCUUCUCUCUCAGGAAAAUCAUGAUGAUGUUUGCGAAGCGUUUCUUUUUACAGACCGUGACUUUGAUGGAGGAAUUUUGGGUUUGGCCUGGAUUGGUUAUCCAUCAAAGCUUGGUGGAGUGUGCUCCAGGUAUAGGACAGGGGGAGGCAAAAGCUACAAUACUGGCAUUGUUACAACCAAACUUUAUGGGCGAUUCACACCACCUAGGAUAUCAGAAGUUACCUUUGCGCACGAACUUGGGCAUGGCUUUGGAUCUCAGCAUGAUCCAGAAGGUACAUGUAGUCCUGGAGGUAAAAAUGGUAAUUACAUCAUGUAUAGUAAGGCAACAUCUGGCGACCGUUCYAACAACGACAAGUUUUCUCCGUGUAGUCUUACUGCCAUUCGUGAUAAUGUAAAUGCCAAGAGAUCAAGGAGUUCAUAUGAUGGUUGCUUCACUACUGGAGAUGAGCCAAUCUGUGGAAAUAGAGUCAGAGAGAAGGGUGAACAAUGCGAYUGCGGAGAUGCACUUUCAUGCAAGGAGGAAGGUGAUUGUUGCAACCCUCCUGGAACAAAAGAUGAAUGCCGUUUGAAAUUAUCAGUUGAAUGUAGUCCAAGUCAAGGUCCUUGUUGCACCAAAAAAUGUACUUACGCACCCAACAAGGUUUGUCGCAACAGCACAGAAUGUAUCAAGGAAGCCAAGUGUGCAACCAGGUCAUAUGAAUGCCCAGAAAUUAGUGUGAAAGAUCCAAAAGGUACAUGUAAUGGCAACCGUAGAGUUUGUGGAGCCAAAGGUGACUGUUCUUUGUCUAUUUGUACAAAAUAUGGCCUUGAGGAAUGCCAAUGCACAGCAGAGACUGAGCUGUGUGACAUUUGCUGUAAGAAUCCAGGGAAAGAUGAGUGCUUGGCUGCAAAGAAGAUCAACGAGUUACCAGUAAUGCUUGAUACAGUACAUAAAAUACCUGGCUCACCAUGUGCAAAUAUGAAAGGUUAUUGUGAUGUAUUUGCUGUUUGCCGUAUGAUAAACAAGGCCGGCCCACUGCAGCGUCUGUCUGAAAGAUUCCUSACAGUUAAAGGACUUAAGGAAACUGUCAAAGAGUACUGGUGGGCAAUAUUGAUYGGYAUWCUUGCUGGYAUCAUCAUCGUAGGCCUGAUGGUCUUCCUGUGUWCUCGKUAUACCCCUAGUAGUAAUCCAAUCASAGARGSRAAGAGACCAGCCAAGAAACUCCCCAGGCGAAGGAAAAAGAAUCAAGAUCGAACACGGGAYGCAGGACGAGAAUCACCUACUAUGGACAUGGAGCACCAAGUAUAAGGAGUAGAUUUAAACUUUUAGGUAUUAUUUAAUAAGUUGUAAUAACUAUCGCUAGAAUGAAGACCAUAAACCUGUGAAAUACAAUGGUAGCAGCCAAAUACUGAUAACCAUGGAAUACUGAGCAACUUACUAGGUGCAUUGAUUAACCAUCUAUUUCACAGGUUUACAGUAAAUCUCAUUCUAAUUUUGUAAGAAUUCUUACAUGGACAUCAGGAUAAUCCAUUCACUAACAAAGAAAGCUAAACCUAAGUUGAUGUAUUCCUUGUGGUUUUUUUUUUUUUUUUUUUGAUAUUUGAUACAGUCAUGUAAUCAGGUUUCUUACUUUUACAUUCUGGUGGUGCUCUCUAGAUAGGAAUCUGUUGUGCAAUUUUUACGCGAUUGUUAUUCAUGAUAACUUAGAAUAUGGAUAAAAGUUAAGAAAAAAAACAUUAAUUUGUGAUCUAGCAAUCACAUUUAUUUAAUAUUUAGCUACUUGUCUUAAAUGCCACUAGAAAACAACUCCUUCUACUGAUCUUGUGAUUUUGUUAUGUAUUUAUUAGAGUAGUACAAAGUAUGGCAUAUCCUACUAUAAACAGUCUAUGAAGAUUUCUUCUUUGAGAAGAAUUUCCUGUAGGAUUGGUGCUCUUGAUGUCUACUUCAUCUACUAAGUCAUCAGUGUACAUAUAAUGAAUACCACUGAAUUGGAAGCAUGUACACUAUAUUCAGUAAUAAACUGGUAAAUAGAAUUUCCUUUUGAAAUCACAAGUAUCUUGAUGUUUUUUUGUUUUUUUUUUGAAAACUUACUUUACUUACUCAAAAGGCUGAAUUAGACGGCACAAUUUUUGCCUGUGACUUUUUUUAGGGCUAUUGUUUAAUUAAUCCCUACGAGUUGUAGCGAUUAUAGGCAUGACUUACGCAGGCUGCAUGCGACGGAUGUAGGCAAAAGUUGUGUUGUCAAAUUUCAUUUUUUUAGUUUUACACAAAGCCAUUUGAAAGGUAUAUAAGUGCUCCUUUGAUACGUCGUGCAUAGGUCUUUCAUUGUAUUAAAUUACUAAAAUAAUAUUAAAAAACUAAAAYAAUACUUUUUGUUAAUAUGUAAAGGUGCACAUAUUUUUCUUAACUUAAAUAUUAAAUUCUGCAUUGUGUGUUAGUGUAGUUAUAAUUGACAUUGCCAUAAUAAACACAUUAACUUUUAAAA
Molecule: messenger RNA, 3384 nt
Organism: Exaiptasia diaphana
Lineage: Eukaryota; Metazoa; Cnidaria; Anthozoa; Actiniaria; Aiptasiidae
Product: disintegrin and metalloproteinase domain-containing protein 10
Exons: 5
Coding region: 69-2207 (712 amino acids)
Biological process (GO): Notch signaling pathway; membrane protein ectodomain proteolysis
Cellular component (GO): plasma membrane
Molecular function (GO): metalloendopeptidase activity
Source: RefSeq, a predicted model, not a curated record